Gymnogyps californianus (California condor) is the source of this 2516-nucleotide messenger RNA. RefSeq names its product dynein light chain Tctex-type 3 (gene DYNLT3). The transcript has 5 exons. Gene Ontology annotation, molecular function: dynein intermediate chain binding. Gene Ontology annotation, cellular component: kinetochore; cytoplasmic dynein complex; cytoplasm. The record is from RefSeq and is a predicted model, not a curated record. Gene Ontology annotation, biological process: microtubule-based movement. The coding region runs from base 23 to 373 and encodes 116 amino acids. NCBI's taxonomy places the organism in Eukaryota, Metazoa, Chordata, Aves, Accipitriformes, Cathartidae.
AGCCGCCGCCCGCGCCGGGGCCAUGGAGGAGUUUCACCCCCACAACGACGAGAUGAUCUUCAAUGCUGAUGAGGCCCACAACAUAGUUAAGGAGUGCAUAGAAGGUGUUUUAGGCAAGGCAGAUUAUAAUCACAACAAAGUCAACCAGUGGACUGCUGCUAUAGUAGAACAGUCGCUGACACAUCUGGUAAAACUCGGAAAAACAUAUAAGUACAUCGUAACCUGUGCAGUGAUGCAGAGGAGUGGAGCUGGUCUUCACACAGCAAGCUCGUGCUUCUGGGAUACCACAACUGAUGGAACCUGCACAGUGAGAUGGGAAAACCGAACAAUGAACUGCAUUGUCAAUGUGUUUGCUGUUGCUAUUAUCCUGUAGCUGACUGGAAGAUAAAUAUAAGCAACACCGAAGCCUUUAAAAAAAAAAAAAAAAUCAUCCAAACACAUGGCUAAAUAUUUCAAACCAUUAUUUGUUUUUGUAUGAGGAGCAUACAGAAGUUCUCUACAGAGAGCAUACAGUCUAAGCCAGUUCUUAUAGAUUAAUUAUCUGAAAGCUAGCAAAAAAUUUAAAUUAUAUAUAUGUAUCUAUCUGAAGAGAAAGUUUUAGUAAUGUAAAUAUUCAGAAGCAUGUUAAUGAGAAGAUGCCACGAAGAUCAAUACAAUUUAUAUCAAAGCUAAUAUCAAAGAUACUUUAUUCAAGAGGAACAAAACACAUCAAAUCAAAGGAAAGGUCAAAGGGCGAGCAAGAGCUCUCAGGAUUAUGGUGCAUUUGCGAACAAAUUAUGAACACAAUUCAGAGUGGAUAUACUGUAAACAAUACUGGUGCUUCAUGUUUGACUAAACAAAGCUAACUGUCACAUUGAAUGCUGGUGCUUAUGAAAUUGCAUGAGCAUCACACUUCGGUCAAGCAUGAACAUUUACAUUGAAAUUAAACCCAGUUAAGCUUUUCCCCUGGAGGCAGAGGAUGACUUCACUGGGACAAAGGUGAACUAUACCUAGUCCUAGCAAAAUUCUAAUUUAUCUUCAGAAUGAAGAACAUAAUAUGUGUUAUCGAUUCAGGGAAACAUGCUGGGGAUCAGACAUCAGCCCUUAAUUCAUAGUUUAUAAAUCUGAAAACGUUCUGAAGGUACUUAAAUUUGAUUUUAUUCCACGAUUGUGGAAUUUGUGACAAGCACUUUAUUGAUUCCUUGUGCAGUAGCCAGGAGCUGGGGCAAUAAGACUGGACCCACAUUACUCCAAGCAGGAUUAAAGUGUUCGGAGAGAAGGCACACACAUUUCUAGAGGCUCUUGUUAGCUUUGAAAGCAUUUACCUUAAAGCAACAUAUCUGUUCUUUAUAGGAGUGUUUCCUAUGUUCUCUAAGUCUAGAAUUGGAUCUCAGUCCUAUGAAAUAAUACAGUUAAGUUUUAAGCACUAAGAAUUCCCCUCCUGUAAAGAUUUAUGCAAGUUCUUAACUUUGCUCAUCUGAUGAGUCUUAACUUGAAAUAUUCCACGUGGAAGAAGAGCAUUUGCACACACGCAAGUAUUUGCUGGAUUGGGGCCUACAUUUUAAUGCACAAAUUAUAUGAUAAAGAGAUGUAUCAAUACCAAAAAUGCCUAAAUGAUUGCUGCCACUAAGUGGCAGUUACAUUAAGUUGUUUUCUCAGAUGCUGCUUAAGGAUAGAAUUUGUUCUUUAUUACUGCAUGUCUUUGGAAGAGACUGGUAACUACCCAACAGCUACCGUAAGGCUGUUUUGGAUUUUAACAAAUGAAUAUUAAAGCACUGUAACGCAGUUUUGUUUGGGUUUUUUUUCAGAUAACUGACUAUUAGGGCAUGUAGCAAGUGUCCCAUACAAAGAACAAGCUAAAAACCAUUUCAUUGCUUAAAUUGUGUAUACAUACAGCUAGUAUGAGACUACAGAAGGAACGCCUGUACGUGUAAUUCACAAUACCAUUCAAAAUCUCUUGUAUUGCAGACAAAUAGAGUUCCGCUUUUACCUAAGCGCAAGUAAAAUUAAUACUGUAAUAUUGCAUUUGCCUAACAGGCAAGUGUAGCGUGAAGAUGUAUGUGUAUGUUGUACUGACCUUCAAAUGUGUAAUAAUUUAACAUUAUUUGGGUUAGGAUGGCAAUUUCUGAACUAGGUGCGAGCGUCCAAGAGCUGAGUUGUGGAACUGACAAAAAUGCAGUAGUUUCACUGAUAUUUGGGAUUGUGCAAAGUGAAAAAAUAAGUGGGGUAGCAACUGGAAGAAGGUUUGGUACAAUCGAUACAGUUUAAGAAGUGGGUGAGUAAAAAUAGCAGUGGCUGUUAUCCCCCUUUAAUGGGCAUUCAGGUGCCAUGGUCAGAAGAAAUAUUCCAAAUAGCCACUUGUAAUCUCAUUUGGUAUUUUUGCUUUACUUGAAAACAAGAUGCACUGAGUAAGACUAUCAGUUUAAUGAGGCUUGGUGAAGGUUCUGCUGCAGGAAAAACCUAGAAAAUACUGCUUAAUUGUAAGACUGCUUCAUUUUUCUUUCUACCAAAAAAAAUAAAGUUUUGCCUUAGUUGUA